AUGCCGUCGCGCAACGAGAUUGUUCCCAUGGAGGCGACGCUAGAUCCGCCACUGGCCAAGCAACACUCCAAAUCUCAGGUUUACACCGAAAAUGUACCAAAUAUCAAGAGCGAAAGAGUAGAAGCUACACCUCCUGUACGAAAUCGCCGUCGUCGAAAUGCCAUCUUUGAAAUGAAGAGAUUUGGUGCAGAUUUUGCCUUUUUCAAUUUAUUUUCUAGAGAUCAUUGGCUUCGACGGCGAGUUAUUCUACUCGUAUCACAUCGGUUCUUUGACCGCUUCAUCGUUUUAGCUAUCGUUCUCAACUCGAUUAUCCUAGCACUGUCGGAUUUCUCAGUCGUCGACAAGAAUUUGAAUCCAGCAAGCCCAGGAUUCACGUAUCGCGACGGUUCUAUUGUCCCGGCCACUUCAUUUCUAAACGAGAUCGUGAACCUAUCGGAGAUCCCGUUCACCUCCAUUUUCACAGCCGAGUGUUUGCUGAAAAUCAUAGCUAUGGGCUUCGUAAGAAGCAAAGGCGCGUACAUGCGGGAUCCGUGGAACGCUCUCGAUUUCGUAGUCGUCAUAGCAAGCUUGGUUGCAAUUCUACCGACCAUUCCGAAUGUUUCCGUGAUCCGAACGAUCCGAGUAUUGCGUCCACUGCGGUCAUUAUCGAUGAUCCCGGGUAUGCGCGUGAUUAUUUCAGCAUUACUUAAAGCUCUCCCUGCACUAGGCAACGUCGUGGUGCUCCAAAUAUUUCUCUUUUUCAUGUUUUCCAUUCUCGGAAACCAGUUAUUUGGUGGCGAUAUGACCAGACGAUGUCGACUUACCGAGUUUCCUGUGCGAAUACCAGUCGACGAGCUAAAUCCUCACGGCAUUUGGCCUGUUUCAAACGGUUAUUUAUCAUCUGUGCUCGCCAAUCCAGAGGCUUAUCGAUGUCUGAAUGCCCCACUUCUCGAAGUCGAAUCUGGAAAUUUUAUCAAAGAAACAUCGCCUUGGUACACUGCACAGCCAUGUUUUUGGCCUGUCAACCCAGACGAUACGCAACUUUGUGCUAGACCUUCUUACUCUGGCAAUCACCAGUGCGUUUCUGGACAAACUUGUGGAGGAAAUUACGACGUCUUCGGCAAUCCGCGAUUUCUUAACAGUAUCGUAAUGGACGACGCUCUCUACCAAGAUGCACUCGAUUAUGGUCUGACAACGUUUGAUAGUAUAGGCCACUCAGCCGUCACGUUCUUUCAAGUCAUAACGUCGGAAGGAUGGACAAAUAUCAUGUACAUGUGCAUGGACUCGACACAACCAACCAUCGCAGUCUUGUUUUUCCUCGCAUUCGUGGUUUUCGACUCUAUCUUCGUCAUGAACUUGAUGCUUGCAGUCAUCUCCGAUGAGUUUAACAUCGAAGAACCUCCGUGCAAUCCUACACUUGCACUGAAAAAACUUCCAGAGAAACAAUCACGUUUCAAACCGCGUAUCCCGUUGCUGUACUACAUCGCCUCGCACCCGGUGUUUUCAACAUUCGUCAUGUGUGCCAUCUUUGCCAACACUGCUGUACUCUCUUUGGACCAUUAUCCGGUGUCAGAUACGAUGGACGCUGACCUUGAGAUCAUCAACUUCGCACUUACUUGUGUGUUUGUCGCUGAAAUGGUAAUUAAAGUUGCCGGCCUCGGAAUUCACCUGUACACACGCGACAGAUUUAAUCUUUUUGACGCGUUUAUCGUCUUGAUGGGAUUGCUUGAAAUGGCGCUGUCGCCACCGUCGUUCCUGUCCGAGAAUCCGCCAAAGAAGGGCUCAGUCUCAUCGCUGCGAUCGUUUCGACUACUACGUCUGUUUAAACUAGCUCGCAACUGGAAGUCAUUACGACAACUACUUGAGAUGGUGGGGCGUGCCCUUGCAAGUAUCGCGAAUUUCGGGGUGCUAUUGCUCAUUUUCAUUUACGUCCUUGCUCUGGUGGGCAUGCAGUUUUUUGGAAAUACCAUGCGAUUCGACAGCAACGGAUAUCCAACGAUAUACAACAUAAACGACUAUUGGUCUGGCACAGUUCCUCGACUUCAUUUCGACACUUUUCUGUGGUCCUCGAUCACAGUUUUUAAAAUAAUCACCACUGACAACUGGAACGAAGACAUGUACAAUGUUAUUCGAAGCAACGGCAUGUUCGCAGGUCUUUACACAAUUUUACUGAUCGUCUUCGGUAACUUUAUUAUGAUGAAUCUCUUCUUAGCUCUUCUACUUGAUAAAUUCAGCCUUGACGACACAGACGAGGAUCGCAACGUAAAAAAUCUCGCACGAAUGUUGACAUCAGCAAAAAUUACGCCAACGCCGCUGCCAACCUUAGAGGACAAAAACGCCAUUCAUAGUAAUCUCGACAAAACGAAACUUGAAGAUCAACUCUCCGACAGUUCUCAACCCGCCAACCCGGACAAACUUACUAGCCACGUUCAAUCAGGACCUAAUAUCUCUGCAGUUCCAGAGAGACUGAAAGCUACAUCCAGCUGGGAAAUCGUAAAGCUACAACAACUCGACAUGAGCAGCCUGUUAGCACGUAUCAUCCGGCAAGUCAGCCAGUUUCUUGGUGCAAAACCCAAAUCGGAUGAAGAACCCAGCGGUGAACGCGAUAAAGUUAAGGCUGAUUGCAGCCUGAAGGGUACUUCUCUCUUCAUAUUCACAGAAGACAGUCGCGUGCGGCAGUGGACGCUCAAGUUGAUCGUGCAUCCGUAUUUCGACUCUGUUGUUUUGUGUCUCGUCACUGUGUCGAGUAUUACUCUGGCCAUUGAUAACCCACUGCAGAAUCCAGAGUCUACGUUAGCGACUGGACUCAAGCGCUUGGACACAGUAUUUGCAAUCAUCUUCACCUGUGAGAUGGCCGUUAAGAUCGCAGCCAUGGGACUUGUGCUACACAAAGGAGCUUAUCUACGCAAUGGUUGGAACAUUCUCGACUGUGUAAUUGUCAUCUCGUCCCUAGUCAUGCUGGCCGAGGCUUCUAGUAGUCGUCAUUCAUUGAAAUCUCUUCGAUCUCUACGUGCCUUUCGCGCGUUUCGGCCACUGCGAGUGAUCAGCCGCAGACCGGGGCUUAAACUCGUCGUGAACGCGUUGAUCGAAGCCAUUCCCGCUGUAUUCAACGUACUGAUCAUCUGUGCACUCUUCUACCUCAUGUUCAGUAUCUUCGCUGUCACUUACCUUAAAGGCAGACUAAACUCCUGUAGUGGAGACGUAUUCAACGCGCUGUCGGAUGCUCAAGUGAAUUUUCUCGUGAAUCCUAAGCCGUGGUCUUCGCUCUCACUUGACCAACAGCAAUGGUUCGCUAACACAAAUUGUAUCGGGUUUCCUACUGAUUCUUUAACGUCAAAGUACGUGUGUGGAUGCUGGGGUGCCGACUGGGGUCCUGUCGUUCCGCAGAACUUUAAUAAUGUUGGCAACGCUAUGAUCACGUUUUUUGAGAUGUCGACAACGGAGAACUGGAGUUUACUCAUGAUAGCGUGCAUCGAUGCAACCGGCAUUGAUAUGCAGCCGAUACGCGACUACAACAUGUGGUGGGCUGCGUUUUUCGUUAACUUCAUGAUGUUCGGCAGCUUCUUCGUUGUCAAUUUGUUCAUUGGCGUCAUCAUCAAUAACUUUAACAAAAUGACGGAUGCUCUAGGAGACUCCUUCAUGUUGACAUCCGAGCAGAAAAAGUGGAUAAAAGCCCAAAAAGCAGCAGCCAGGGUGGGUCCUCAGCGGGUUUUCGUACCAUUCAAACAUCCCGUGCGGCGUGUGGUCUUCUUCUUUGUAAGACACAAACGAUUUGAGUGGUUCAUAAUGAUCUGUAUCAUUGUCAAUAUGUUGCUUAUGGCCACGCAGUACUACGGACAGUCGACUAUACACAUUACGAUUGUGAAUAAUCUCAAUGAGAUAUUCGCCGGGAUAUUCACUUGCGAGGCAAUGUUAAAGAUCGUCGCGUAUGGACUUGUGUACUUUGAGGAUAACUGGAAUCGUUUCGACUUCUUUGUCGUGCUCGGUACACUCGUAAGUAUCGUACUUGAGGCACUGACGACAGCCCAUCUACGAGCUUUCACUGUGCUUGCUCGCGUGUUUCGUGUAACUCGUUUAAUCCGACUCGUUAAAGCUUCAAAGGGCGUUCGCCAUAUCCUGACAACUCUUUACUUGGCUCUGCCGGGUCUCAGCAACGUGACUUCAAUUCUCCUUCUCUUACUCUUUAUCUACGCUACUAUGGGAGUUCAAAUGUUCGCCAAAGUGGGUUCAAGCGACAACAUCGACAUGCACGCUAAUUUCCAGAGCUUUGGCAGAGGAUUUCUCUUCAUGAUACGCGCUGCAACUGGAGAGAGCUGGGAUGACUGUAUGCACGACUUCGCCUCCAGUCCUGAAGGCUGUGUUGACGAUCCACCCUAUGACCCUAAUAUGUGUGGCUUCAGUGACUCUGACGACUGUGUUCCGCUCAACGGAUGUGGACACCCUAUCGCGUAUCUGUUCUUCUGCUCCUUCACACUAUUCGGAACGUACGUGAUGCUUAAUGUGACUGUGGCGGUGAUUCUCGAUAGCUUUUCUGUCUCAAAUGAAGAUGAGGAACCACUCAUUGACCCCGAAUUAUUGAGUGAAUUCCAGAGCAAGUGGGCGAAAGUGGAUCCGAAGGCCAAAGGAUUCAUCCCUGUAGUCAAGUUAUAUGCAGUCAUCGCGCUUCUUGAGCCUCCACUCGUGAAAUUCGAAGCUGUGGGCGACAAGAAUGCCUUCCUACAUUUUAUGAGUACUCUACAUUUACCCAUGUACGAGGGUGAUACCGUGUAUUUCACAGACACUCUGCUCGCUAUGACCCGCGAGAUGGUUAAAGACGAUAUUGAUGAUGAACUCGAAGGGAUAGGAAAUAUUAAGCUUCUAUCCGUCGAUCAUCCUGGCCAUCACCGCCUUCACUACCAGGCACACGAGUACUUUGCAGUACGUCGUAUUCAACGCUCCGUCGCUACCUGGUUACAAGUCAAACGACAGAUGGAGAAACGGAGCAUGGACGAGUACAAGAACAAGAUCAAGAAGCCCACCACCCGUCCUAAGAGGCAUCGUGGAUCUCUCGUUGUCACAACCGGAUAAGUCACGAGCUUCAUGGUUUAUGGGUUACUCUUCAGUGAUAGGAUUUUCGGUUGGACUAGAAUUUGGACCACGUUGUGUAAAACUGUUCCGGAGUGAGAGACACAUGGUCGUGAGCGACGCCAGGCUUUGUUGUCGGAAUAUGAAGCGCGCAGUAAGAUCCGCCAAGGCGUAAUUAGGGAAAAUACACUCCAUC
This is a messenger RNA of Phytophthora nicotianae INRA-310, 5239 nucleotides long. RefSeq lists its product as hypothetical. Gene Ontology annotation, cellular component: plasma membrane; voltage-gated calcium channel complex; voltage-gated sodium channel complex. Bases 1 to 5046 code for a protein of 1681 amino acids. Lineage: Eukaryota; Oomycota; Peronosporomycetes; Peronosporales; Peronosporaceae. The record is from RefSeq and is a predicted model, not a curated record. Gene Ontology annotation, biological process: calcium ion transmembrane transport. The transcript has 8 exons. Gene Ontology annotation, molecular function: voltage-gated sodium channel activity; voltage-gated calcium channel activity.